AUGGUGCGUAAACAGAAUAACCAGCUGCCGGAAAACUUGCCGCAACUGCAGAACUUGAUAAAGAGAGAUCCACAAUCGUACCAUGAAGAAUUUAUGCAGCAGUAUCAGCACUUUCAGAACACACUGGAGGUUUUUCAACUUUCCCCCGAACAGGCCAACAAAACGUUGGAUGAUUUGGUGAUGUUUAUGGCGCAAGUGGCGCAAUGCUAUUCAAAGGAAUUGUCCACAUUCCCGCAACAGCUGAUAGAUUUGCUGGAAAAGCACAACACGGUGCUGGAAAAUUCGAUGCGUAUGACGUUUUGCAGAGCUUUGAUUUUGCUGAGGAAUAAAAACCUGCUGGCGCCCACAGAUCUGCUGGAGUUGUUCUUCAAGCUGCUAAGAUGCCAGGAUAAGGCUCUACGAGCGUUUUUGGAGAACCAUAUCGUAACGGACAUAAAAAAUUUGAAUGCCAAGCAUAAGAACGCGAAACUUAACACAGCGCUGCAAAAUUUUAUGUUUACGAUGUUGAAGGAUACGAAUACCAGGGCGGCGAAGAUGUCGGUGGAUAUUAUGAUCGAGUUGUACAGGAAGAAUAUAUGGAACGAUGCCAAAACUGUUAAUGUGAUUGCAACGGGUUGCUUUUCGAAGAUCACCAAAGUUAUGGUGGCAUCUUUGAAGUUUUUCCUGGGGAAAGAUCCGGACGAGAAGAACUCGGACGAUGAAGAUUCGGAGAACGAUAUAGACCCGAAAGAAAUGGCGAUGGCGAAUCGAGUGAACAAAAAAACCAGGAAGAGAGAGAAGCAGAUGAAUAAAGUGAAAAAAUUGGCGUCCAAACAGUACAAGAAGCGCUCCAAAGGCGAGACGUUCAAUUUCUCCGCGCUGCAUUUGGUGCACGAUCCGCAAGGCAUGGCGGAGAAAUUGUUCAAGCAACUCGAAGCGACCAACAAAAGAUUUGAGGUCAAAUUGAUGACGUUGGAUGUUAUAUCGCGUUUGAUUGGUUUACACCAGUUAUUCCUCUUCAAUUUCUAUCCGUAUAUUCAGCGAUUUAUGCAGCCGCAUCAACGCGAGGUCACUAGGGUUCUUCAAUUUGCCGCGCAGGCUAGUCACGAGUUGGUACCGCCCGACGUGAUAGAACCGAUACUGAAAACCCUCGCGAAUAAUUUCAUCACCGAAAGAAACUCCUCGGACGUGAUGGCUAUCGGUUUGAACGCCGUGAAAGAGAUAUGCUUGAGAUGUCCGCUAUCCAUAGAUGAGGAUUUGUUGAGGGAUCUAGCGCAGUACAAGAUGUACAAGGAGAGAGCUGUCAUGAUGGCCGCGAGGUCGCUAAUUCACUUGUUUAGAACGGUGAGGCCCGAGUUGCUCCACAAAAAAGAUAGAGGGCGCCCUACCGAAGCCACGGAAGAAAUCGAGGAGAUUUCGUACGGUAAAGUGGACGCCAAAGAUUACGUGCCCGGGGCUGAAGUGCUUUUGGAUGAAGACGACGGCGAAGUCGAGAUAAAUUCAGAGUCCGAUUCGGAUGAUGACGGGGGUUGGGUCGACAUCAAACACUCUGAUGAUGAAGCUGCAGAUAAGGAACAUUCUUCUUCUGAAGAAGAAGACUGCGAACCGAAACGUAAGAUGUUGAAGGCGCAAAGAAACACGCAGGAGAAGAAAGAGUUGGCGCACAAAGUGACGCUGGACAGACUGCUGACGGACGAGGAUUUCCGAAGAAUCGACAUGGCCAACGUGAAGAAACAGGUGAAGAGCACGAGCAAAGGCCUGAAGCGCAAACUCGAGGAAGAGAAGGUAUCGCAGGCGGGCGAUUUGGUGAAGUUGAGCGACAUCGAGAACAUUUACAAGAAGAAGAAGCACGACAAGCAGACGAGGAUGGAAAGCGUGAAAAGCGGGCAGCAAGAUAGAGAGAAGUUUGGGUACAAAGACGGCAGGAUGAACGAGCAUUGUUCCAAGACCAACAGGGAAAAGAGGAAGAACAAGAAUUUCCAGAUGAUAAGGCACAAAGCUAAAGGGAAGCUACCCUUCGAUAAGAUGGACAAAUUUGACACCUCUAUAGACUCCAAACUAUUAUCGGCUUUGGGUUCGGGCAAUGUUAACCCCGUUAAUCUCCUAACGGGUGUAUCCGGUGCGACCACCAAUUCCUCCUGA
Brassicogethes aeneus is the source of this 2121-nucleotide messenger RNA. The record is from the annotation of a GenBank genome assembly. Lineage: Eukaryota; Metazoa; Arthropoda; Insecta; Coleoptera; Nitidulidae.